Effrenium voratum is the source of this 1524-nucleotide messenger RNA. The record is from the annotation of a GenBank genome assembly. NCBI's taxonomy places the organism in Eukaryota, Dinophyceae, Suessiales, Symbiodiniaceae.
AUGCAUGGGUAUCCAGGACAGUCGCCGAGGCGCUCCUUCUUUGGCCUUGAUCCUCUUGGGCAUCGACCCAGCUCACUCGGGACCAUCAACCUCAACCUGUUCGGCCGAAAUCAAGGUCAUCAGUCGCAUGACGCUCCACCGCUUCAUGCCAAUGGCGUUGUCCGGCCCGUCAUGGAAUUCCUGGCCCUGGACAUGUUUUUGAAGGCCUCGGCACCUCGCGUUUUGCGGCCCAUCAUGUGGCUGGGAGUGUUCCUCCGUGGCGGACCUGAAGCUUUGCUGGGCUCCAUGCGUAACCAGCUGGAAACCAUGGCGCCAGGUGUAAGCCUACCUGGGCACCGGCGAAAAAACCCGCUGGCGCCGCUCUUCCGGUUGCUUGCGCCAUGGAUGAAGCUGAUCGCCCAGCUCGCGGCACUUCAGAGCGCAGGGGCUUUGUUGGCCACCUGCGGUCGCUCUGAAGUGAUCACAGGGGAUCGAGCUGCUGCACUGGCGGCUGGCAACGCAGAAGACGCUGCUGCGGCGAUCAUGAGAGUCUUUGGCCAGAUGCCUGUAGAGUCGGCAGACGGCGACGAAUUGGAGGCGCUGCUCCGCGAGGCCGCGGAGAGCGCCCAGCGCCAGCAGUGGGCCUUGCGCCGCGAGGCCAUGAUCUCUCGCUGGACCCGACCUGCACCUGAGGAGCGGGUGCGUGCGCUGCUGCAGUGGAGCGAAACCAGCCGCGGACAGCACUUGUUGGCACUGGCGGAGGUGCGGCGGGAAGCGUUUGCAUCAUCCCGGAGCUGGUUCUAUUGGCUCCUACCUGCAGGAACGUAUUCAAUGUCGUCAGAGUGGUGGCUGCACCUCGCAGGGCAUUCUGCCCUUGUGGCAAUGGUGACUCUGCCCUUCUUCUCCCGCAUGGACCUGGUCCGAUGGGCGUCCAUGUGUACGCUUGGCGUUGCGACCGGCGCCAAGGGCUGCAAGCGGGCCGCUUGGUUGCGAAAGUUCAUGGGGAACAAGGAACUUCAGACCGCCAUGUACGAGCUAUACACCGACCGGCCACGCGCUUUGGCGCUGGCGGAGCCGCUGGCAGAGCCUUCACCGCAGCAGGCGGCGAACGUCGCGCGGGGGCUUGCGACGCUGCAACGGCCACUGCCUCCCUUCCAGUUGAAGGCCUUGGGCGCCAUGCCGCCACGGAGCCUGGGCAACAUGGCGCGGGCGUCGACGAAGACGCGGUGCCGUGGCCGGGCGUGGAUGACGGCUUCGGUGGCCAGAAGUCAGGUUUGCAGCGAGCUCAACCCGCAGGGCGCGGGCAACACGGCACAGGCCCUUGGCAAGUCGAGAACUACAGACAAGCCAGCGUUUGCGGCUUCCUCCACACAUUUGGUCCGAAGCAGUGAUGAAUUUCGGGUCCAGGAGAUGGUCAACAGCUUAUGGGCCUUUGCAACUGCCGUUGCCUUGGGCUUCCGCCUGCUAGACGCCAUUUGCCAUCAGUGCCACAAGCGGAAAGCCUCAGAAUUUGUGGCACAGGACUUCUCCAACCUUGUGCAGUGA